Brassica napus (rape) is the source of this 976-nucleotide messenger RNA. RefSeq lists its product as uncharacterized. NCBI's taxonomy places the organism in Eukaryota, Viridiplantae, Streptophyta, Magnoliopsida, Brassicales, Brassicaceae. Bases 113 to 592 code for a protein of 159 amino acids. The transcript has a single exon. The record is from RefSeq and is a predicted model, not a curated record.
GGUUAUAAAUAUAUUUCCACUUGUUCAUCAUCUUCUUCAAGCAACCAACAAAGAUCUCCUUCAAACAUCAUACAUUCACAUUAAACAAUCUUACAAAACCGAUCUCAUAAUAAUGGAAGCUACAUUGAUCUCUUCACCAGCUUCGACUUCACCACUCCGGUUCCAUCCAUUGGUGUUUUCCCCGAAUAAAAUGACGACGUGGAGGACACAGAAGAAGAAGAUGAAGAUGAGCGUUUCUGCUGCUGCGUCUUCAGGGAAGGACCAUUACUACGGAGGAGGGAGAUUGGUGGACGAGAACAUGAUCGUUCUGAGGAAACGCAUCCACGAGAUGAAAAUGGUUGAGCGAAACUACGAGCCGCCUUCUCAUUGGUUGGAUUGGGAGAAGCGUUUCUACAGCAGCUACGACUCUGUGAUCUGCGAUUCCGUUGGUCUUCUCCAGAGCUUUCUCAUGAACUCUCGCCCCACCGUCGCAAUUGCAACGCUGCUUCUACUUCUUGUCAGCGUUCCAGUUUCGUCCUCUGUUUUAGCGUUUCACCUUCUUGACCUUCUCCAUUGGGUUCUCGCCGCCACAACGUCCGGUCAUGUGGGCUGAUCUAGUGAUCUGCCUGGCCCGUUUCAUUCUUUCCUUUUACUUGCCCAGAAAUUCUUUUUUUUUUUGUAUAUUGUAUAUUCUUUUAUUAUUUAUCUGAUUUAUACUUAACUUAAACUAAGUUCAAAAUCUCGUUAUUAAUUUAUCAUUUCUUUCAUGAAAUGUGUAUAAGUUUUUCUUUUUUUUACAUGUCAUUGUGACAAAAAAUAGAAGAUUCUGAUUACAUGAUUUCUUAAUAAGUUAGUGGAGUUUAACUUUCUUUCUCAUGUUUCUUAAAACAUGUGCAACAAGGAAUCUUUAGCUCGAAUCCAUAAAAAAGAAAUAUUAAAAUAUUGGUGUGGUCCAAAAAUCUUAAUAUAAAGAUUGAUCUUAGUUGCUUUUCGUUAC